Messenger RNA from Rhizoctonia solani, 327 nucleotides. RefSeq lists its product as uncharacterized. NCBI's taxonomy places the organism in Eukaryota, Fungi, Basidiomycota, Agaricomycetes, Cantharellales, Ceratobasidiaceae. Gene Ontology annotation, cellular component: mitochondrion. The record is from RefSeq and is a predicted model, not a curated record. The coding region runs from base 1 to 327 and encodes 108 amino acids. The transcript is spliced from 2 exons.
AUGUCUACAGCCGGCCUCAAGUCGGCCGGUCUACCACCUUUGUACCAGCGAAUAGGGUUCCCGUUCAUUUUCUUGGGCGCCGGAUACGUCUUGAGCACAGGAGAUAAGCGCAACGGCAGUGGUAUUUCGACAGCAUGGUCGGCAACUUACUUGUUUUUAAAUGGUCGGAAUGCGUUGCGGGCUAGGACGCCGUCUGCAUUAGCGUUGACCGCAGCAGCAACAGCCACGCUGGGACUCUAUGGAACCGAAUAUUUUUAUCUCAAUAGGAACGAUCCUGUCGAAGCUGUGACAUACAAGCCGUCGCCUUAUUCUCAACGGGGAUUGUAG